AUGGCCCGCUCCCCGCCGCCGCCGCCUCCGCACGGCCUCCUUGGCCUCGACCCCUGGGUCUUCUCCCCGGGCUGGGGCUGGGCCGGCCACGCGGACUCCACGUCGCCCGCCUCGUCCUCCUCGGACUCGUCGGGAUCGUGCCCCUGCGACGGCUCCCUCACCUCCUCGCAACCUGUACCCGCGACCCGCAGUGCCCGCGCCGCGGAGCCGCCCGCGACUGCGCCCGGACGCGCGCGGCCCGGACCCGCAGGAGGACCGCGGCGCAGCGCCAGCGAGCGCGAGAAGCUGCGCAUGCGCACGCUCGCCCGCGCCCUGCUCGAGCUGCGCCGCUUCCUGCCGCCGUCCGUGGCUCCAGCAGGCCAGAGCCUCACGAAGAUCGAGACGCUCCGCCUGGCCAUCCGCUACAUCGGCCACCUGUCGGCCGUCCUGGGCCUGGGCGAGGACGGCCUGCGGCGGCGGCGGCGCCGGAGAGUGGACGCGGCGUCCCCGCGGGGCUGCCCUCUGUGCCCCGACGGCGACGGGGUGUCCUGGGGGUCCCCGAGAGCCUGCCCCGGGCGCAGCGCUGUGCCCGGGAGCCUGGGGAGCAGGGUCUCCGACGCAGAUCCCUGGGAAACAACCCCUUACUGCCCCAAAAUACAGUCGCUCCCGCACCAGCCCUUGGGGAGAGCCCCCGACACCGCUCUUUGGAUGCCCUCCCAGGCCUGCACCGGGCCGCAGUCAUCCCCAGAGCCCGCGAGCGUCGCCGUGCCCUGGACGCCGCCGCCUGCGCCCUCUGAGCUGGCAGCCGUGUACCAGGGGAUCUCUGCGCAGGACCCCUGUCUGUCACCGGGGAGUCCACCCCUCCUGGCCCGCCCUUCAUGCCAGAGACUUCAGCCUCACACCCCAUGGGGGUGUUGGGGCCACAGUGCAGAGGUGUUCCCCAGCUCAGAGCCCCAGGGACCUGGGCCUGCCCUCCAGCCCAGUGAUGUGAACCCUGCCCAGAGCUCAGGCCUGCGGCUCAGCAGCUGCCCUGAACUUUGUCAAGAUUUGGAGGGGACCCACCUGGAUGUCUUCUACUAAGGACCGUGUGGAUGCCCUUUGCAGCCUGAAGUCAGGCCCACCAUGUGGACUGGUCAUGUGCUUCUUUGGGACCUUUUUAAGUUUCCUUUUGCCAAGGAGCCCCUGUUCUAUGCAACGCUUAC
Molecule: messenger RNA, 1181 nt
Organism: Octodon degus (degu)
Lineage: Eukaryota; Metazoa; Chordata; Mammalia; Rodentia; Octodontidae
Gene: Mesp2
Product: mesoderm posterior bHLH transcription factor 2
Exons: 2
Coding region: 1-1059 (352 amino acids)
Biological process (GO): heart morphogenesis; mesoderm formation; somite rostral/caudal axis specification
Cellular component (GO): nucleus
Molecular function (GO): protein dimerization activity; RNA polymerase II cis-regulatory region sequence-specific DNA binding; DNA-binding transcription factor activity, RNA polymerase II-specific
Source: RefSeq, a predicted model, not a curated record